Molecule: messenger RNA, 2426 nt
Organism: Medicago truncatula (barrel medic)
Lineage: Eukaryota; Viridiplantae; Streptophyta; Magnoliopsida; Fabales; Fabaceae
Product: BRCA1-associated RING domain protein 1
Exons: 13
Coding region: 103-2166 (687 amino acids)
Biological process (GO): double-strand break repair via homologous recombination; positive regulation of transcription by RNA polymerase II
Cellular component (GO): BRCA1-BARD1 complex; BRCA1-A complex
Molecular function (GO): ubiquitin-protein transferase activity; metal ion binding
Source: RefSeq, a predicted model, not a curated record
CCACGUCAUCUCCCAAUACAGCAUAAGAAAAACGAAUCUACUUUCUCACCUUCCCUCUCUUCACUUCACAUCGAUUUCUGAGAACUGCAAAAACUCACAAAAAUGGAAAAUUCUGGAAAAUCAAUAAUGAACAACAACACUAAAUUAUUGAAUCCAUGGAUGCUUCAUUUUCAAAAACUCGCUCUCGAACUCAAAUGCCCUCUCUGCUUGAACUUGUUCAAGAAACCGGUUUUGUUACCAUGCAAUCAUUUGUUCUGCAGUUCCUGUUUGGCGGAUAGUACUUCGAUUCGUUCUGAAUGUGCUCUCUGUAACACCAAGUGCUCUCAAAAAGAUAUUAGGCAUUUGCCUUUUGUUGAAAGUAUAGUGACAAUUUAUAAAAGCUUGGAUGCGACCUUUUGUGCAAACGCUUUUCAGCAACGUUCUUCUGAUAAUACGAGGGUUUUGGAGCAGUGCCAAACUCUUCACAAUUCAGCUUUUAGUAAUAAGGUUGAUAAGGUUCUGCAGAAUUCAUGUAUGUCGAAUGAAGUUGGGGUUGGCAAGAAUCACCAAUCUGGGAUUAAGAUGAAUGGUAAAGCCAAGGAGGUUGAAAUGUCUUGCAAGAGAGGGGCUGACAACCACAUUGCAGAGAAGCCCGAUUCAAUGAAUUUGAAUCAAGCGACACAAUCAGAACCAGACAGCCCUCCAUUUUGUGAUACCAAAGGUUCUGACAAUGGUUGCAGUGAUCUAAACAGCGAGAAGCCACUCAGUCUUGGGAGGUCUGAAAGUUCGUCAUUUAAAAGAUCAAGCACAACAGGAAAAGGUAAUUUGAAAGAAAGAAUGCCUCAUUUCUGGUCUGAAAGUUCUGCCUCUGAAAACGAGGAUCUUACGAGAGAUCUUAAGAGACAAAAGAAUCUUACAAAUGAAGAUGGUAUUGUUCAACAAAGCACCUCAUAUCAUAACAAGCUUGUGGAUUCCCGCUGUGACUUGGAAAUUAAAUCUGACAAGGACACUGGUGCACUCGUACCUUCAAAUGCACCAAGUGACUUGUACCCAAGUACAAGCAUUUGUUCGUUUUGUCAGUCCUCUAAAAUUUCAGAGGCUACUGGGUCAAUGCUGCAUUAUGCAAGUGGCAUUUCAGUUACCGGAGAGGCUGCAAUGGAACCAAAUGUUGUGCAUGUGCAUAAAGUUUGUAUUGACUGGGCACCACAAGUGUAUUUUGUUGGUGAAACUGUUAAGAAUUUGAAAGCAGAAGUGGCCCGGGGAGCAAAGCUUAAAUGCACCAAAUGCGGUAAAAAGGGAGCUGCUCUUGGUUGCUAUGUCAAGUCAUGUAGAAGAACUUAUCAUGUUCCUUGUGCAAUGGACAUCUCUGCUUGCCGCUGGGAUCAUGUGGAUUAUCUCUUGUUGUGUCCUAGUCAUUCAAAUGUCAAAUUUCCAAACGAGAAAUCUAAUCUUGAUAAACAGGCAACUCAGAAGCAUCCCGUUUCAUCUCAUCUGCCAUCUCAACAGUCAAACCAACUGGGAGCUGUUCAGGGUGAUGGUAAAAAAAUGGUUUUCUGUGGAUCUGCUCUAUCAAAUGAAGAAAAGGUGCUAUUGAUUAAUUUUGCAAGCAAGGUUGGUGCUACAGUGUCCAAGUGUUGGACCUCAGAUGUCACACAUGUGAUCGCAGCAACUGAUGCAAAUGGAGCAUGCUCCAGGACAUUGAAAGUUUUGAGGGCGAUUCUAAAUGGACAAUGGAUCCUAAAAAUGGACUGGAUAAGAGCAUGCAUGAAAGCGAUGAAUCUUGUAGAAGAAGAACUGUAUGAAAUUGAUCUUGACAACCAAGGGUGUCAAGGUGGCCCAAAAGCUGGCAGACUUAGGGCAUUGGCCAAUGAGCCAAAGCUAUUCAGUGGCUUAAAGUUUUAUUUUUCUGGUGAAUAUGAUUCGAGUUAUAAGAAAUAUCUUGAAGAUUUAGUUGAAGGGGGAGGAGGUGUUGUUUUGAAAAGCAAGGAUGAAUUGGAAGUUGGAAGAGAUGCAAAUUUGUUGGCAGUUUACAAUCUUGAUCCCCCAGAAGGAUGUGAGCUGGAGGACGAAGUUUCAAUUCUUUGGCAUAGAUUAACCGAAGCAGAGAAUUUAACUGCCAAUACUGCUGGUCACACGUGGAUUCUGGAGUCAAUUGCUGCAUGCAAAUUGCAGCCUUUUGUUAGCUAAAAUGCACUCCGUAGCCGAUGUUUUGUCCAUCCAUCCUUUAAUAGGCUGUUCAACUGUUGGUCACAUGUGGAUUCUGGAGUCAAUUAGUGCAUUUAAAUUGCAUGCUUUUGUUAGCUAAAAUGUUAGCUGAUAUGUUGUCCGUUUUAAAUAGGGUGUUUAUUUGCAGAAGAUCUGGUCUAUUUUGUACAGGAUUUCUACUGAAUUUAUAUUUUGUUUGGACUUUCAAGGUAUAUAUUUUGUUUUGGCAUUCAAGAUAUUAA